This is a messenger RNA of Helianthus annuus (common sunflower), 976 nucleotides long. RefSeq lists its product as uncharacterized. The record is from RefSeq and is a predicted model, not a curated record. The transcript is spliced from 2 exons. The coding region runs from base 300 to 788 and encodes 162 amino acids. NCBI's taxonomy places the organism in Eukaryota, Viridiplantae, Streptophyta, Magnoliopsida, Asterales, Asteraceae.
AACAGCUUUGGACAAUAUUAUCCACAACCUCCUGAAAACACACACACACACACACACAAAUCCCAAAUCUCUCUUUUUCUACCUUCAUCUGUAAAGUUUCACGCUUUCACAUGCCCUCCAUCUUCUUCCUUGUGAAUCUUUAUUUGCAGGCUGCACACGACCUUUCAAACCCUAACAUGCUCUCAUAAUGCCAUUCAAACCCACAACCCCUUUUCUAUCUUUCACCAAAAACACAGUCUUUAUCAAGAUUACUAUUCACAGUCUGUACUUCUAGUGUGUGUUUGUGUGUGAAAAUCUUGAUGGGUCGUGAUGAUUUUCACCAAUGGGGUUACCUGUCACCCACUGAACCACCAUCAUUGUACACACAAGAUCAAAGAGAUGAUCACUGGAGGCAUUUUGAUAAGUCUGUGAAUGCUAUUUCUUUUGGGUUUGUUGCUACUGCCAUUUUGAUCUCUAUGUUUCUUGUUAUGGCUAUUUUUGAGAGGUUUUUGAGGACUACUUCGCCGGCGUUGUCUCCCGGCGGUGGUGGUGGCCGGAAUGCUGCCGGAAAUGUUGAUACCCAGAUGGGUUUUAGUUCAAAAGUUCAACACUCUUCUCUUAAGAUACCGGAAAAUGCUAGAGAGGUUUCGGUAUUGAUGCCCGGAGAAGAUAUACCGACGUUCAUUGCUCAACCGGCUCCAGUCCCGUGUCCAUCCGAGCGUAUUCCAUGGUCGGACGACCCAUGUAUCUCAUACCCAAAGCUUACUUUAAAUUCAACCUCUCAAUCAACUCACCAUGGUAUGUCAUAGGUGAAAGUCAAACCUCACAUUGGAAGAUCCAUUGCUAAUUUCAUUAUUUCCCUUGUAAGAUCCACUCCAUGGCUCAUGGAUUAAUUGGAUAUGACCCUAAUAUUAAUGGGUUUGAUUUUGUAUAUAUUGUUGGUCCAAAAAAAAUGUCCCUAGACUAUACUCUAAUCUUCAUUUUUAAUUUGCUUCAA